AUGGGCGCUAGGUUGUCAUUAUUGGCACCUUCAGCACCGACAAUAGCCAUUUCUUCGUAUGUGGAUAUUCUAAAUAAUAUUCAAUAUGUCGAAUUAUUAAACAAUUCACGAUUUCUUAAAACGAUUAAGGCAGUCGAUAAUGCAUCAGGAAACUUGAUAGUUAUUAAAAUACUCAUAAAACCUUCGAAUAAUACUUCGAAUUACAACAUAGAUUUACAGCAAUUGACUGAAUUAUUGGCAAAAGAAUCUUCUUUACUAUGCGGGUUUAAUAACAUCCUACCAUGGCACAAAAUUAUAGAGACAGACAGGGCAGGCUAUUUGAUUAGGCAACUGAUUAAGACAAAUCUAUACGAUAGGAUAUCACUAAGGCCCUUUUUAGAACCUAUUGAAAAAGCUUUUCUUACGUUCCAAAUAUUGAGAAUAAUCCAUGAUUUGCAUAAUAAAUUGAAUAUCCAUCAUGGUGAUUUAAAAUUAGAGAACUUUUUGAUCACAUCGUGGAAUUGGGUAAUGUUGACAGACUUUGCGAACUAUACAAAGCCUACGUAUCUUCCAGAAGAUAAUCCAAAUCAAUUUUCUUUCUAUUUUGACACAUCAGAUAGAAGACUCUGUUAUAUCGCGCCUGAAAGGUUCUAUAACUCAAAGAGCAAUGUUAAACCAAUUCAAAAUGUUAAUGAUUUUGGUCAGUUUAAUGGGAAAGACCAACUAACAAAUGAAAUGGAUUUAUUUAGUUUGGGAUGCGUUAUAGCUGAAUUAUAUUUGGAUGGAGAACCUACUUUUACACUAUCACAAAUAUUCAAAUAUAUAAAAAAUGAGUAUAUUCCUGAUUUAUCGACUAUUAAUGAUUCAAACAUUAGAGAAAUAAUAACUAACUUGAUUCUGCGUGAUCCUGGUGAUAGACCAUCCGUUGAUACUAUACUCAACGACUAUAAAGACAAAUGUUUUCCAGGUUUUUUUUAUGAGUUUCUUUAUGAUUUCAUGUCUGAGUUAAAUAAUAAUGAUUUAUUUGUUAUCCCAAGCGAUAAUGAUAAUCUAACUCCUAGCGAUUUGAAGCUUGAAAAGAUUUACAAAAGUUAUGACAAGAUAGCUGAUGCUUUACAAUUUAAUUAUUCCAAUGAUCGCAAUUCUUCCCUUUCUCAAAACUCGAAAUUCGUACCAUUGAUGCUCAAUUUAAAAGGAAUGCCAAAAAACUAUACAGUGAAACCAACAGUAACCUUUAUGGAAAAUAAUUACCUGCAGCAAGGUUCAUUGAUUAUCCUUAAUUUAAUUUUCUCGUUGAUGAAAUCAUUCAAGCAGCCUUUAUCCAAAAUAAAAGCGUGUGAAUUAAUAGUUGCAUUAUCAGAGAGGGUUAACGACGAUUGCAAAUUAGAUCGCUGUUUACCAUAUUUAUGUAAUCUAUUGGACGAAUACAUGGACAGCUCCUCCAUAAAUUACCAACCAAAUAAUUUUCAAACCAACUUGUCAGAGAACUUCACAUCAUCUUCAGAAGUAGCAUGCAUUGCAUUGACGUCUAUAACCACAUUGAUUAUGUCGUGUUCAUAUAUUAACCCGAUUAAUGUAUUAAUGUUUUCAGAAUAUUUAUUACCAAAGUUGCACGCUUUGAUUAGUAUAUUUCCAAAGAACGAGGACAAAAAUUUAAUCAAAAUAACAUUGGCUGCAUGUUUACCUUACCUUGCAAAUGUAUCUAAGAAAUUCUGGAUGAUGUCCAAGACUUUUAAGAAUGAUGUUCUAAAAGAUUUGAACAGUCGACUUUCGUCAAAACCUCUGUUAGACGAUAAAGAAAACGUAAGUGACUCUUACAAUUCAUUCAGCAUUCGAAAAGAACAGUUAGAUUCUGAUUUUGAAAACCUUGCCUCCAAAUUAUUAACAGAUGUUAACCCCAUGGUUAAAAUAAGUUUAGUUAACAAUAUAAUGCCAUUAUGUCAAUUUUUUGGUGUUGAUAAAACUAAUGAUAUAAUUUUACCACACUUAAUCACAUACUUAAAUGAUUCAAAUUAUGAAUUAAGACUCGCAUUCUUGUCGUCGAUUUUGGGAAUAGGCCCUUUCGUUGGAGUUUUGUCAUUUGAGCAAUACAUUUUACCCUUAUUGAUUCAAACUCUAGGUGAUCUGGAACAAUUUGUCAUUUUAAAAGUCUUGGAAAUAUUUUAUUGUUUUGUACGAGAUAGGUUGAUUAAUCCAAAAUCUGAAUUCAAUGCAUUGUCAAUCUACAAGGAGUUGUUAACAAGCUCAAUAAAGUUACUUCUUCUUCCAAAUGAAUGGAUUAGACAAUCGGUAAUCUGCCUAAUUUUAGCAAUUAGUGAUAAUUUGCUGGAUGCUGAUAAGUAUUGUUUUCUUUACCCUAUAGUAAAGGGGUUCUUGGUAUAUGAUGUGAACACUAUAAAUUGGAAUACCUUGUAUCCAUCUAUCACAAAGCCAUUAUCAAAACAGAUAUACAAUUUAGCAAUAACUUGGUCAUCAAAUGCAUCGAAUAAAUCUUUAUUCUGGCAAGAGAAGAGUUUUUCAGUAUUCAAUGAUUUGAAAGCACCUACAAAGAUAUUGCCCUAUUCGACAAAUAUGGGGAAAUCUGUUUAUAUUCCUAAAUCCAAAAAUGGAUUUUCUUUGAAUAAUACGAACUCAAACAUUCCAUUAUCCCCAGAAGAUAAACAAUGGGUUUUAAAACUAAAAUCUGUUGGGUUAAACGAUAGGGACUUAUGGAAGAUAUUCAUUUUACGAGAUUAUAUUUAUCAUUCCAGCAAAUCCAAUACUUCACCUACGGCUAAAGAUGAUUUUGAACUUCCAAAAGACAUUAACAUUACCCCACGUAAUGUCUUCUUCGAAGUUUGCUAUAAAUCGGAACCUUUUUCAUCGGGUUCUAAAACAGCAGAAACGAAUUUUGAAUCAGUGCAUACUCUUUCAAAUUCCAAGAAGGAUGAAGAUUCCACACGAGGAUUAAAUUCUCUUAUAUUACCUAAUUUUGGUAAGGUAAAAGUUUCAUUACAGACUGUUCAAGCAAAUGUUUUCGGAGAAUUGGAUACUAGUCAUGAUUCUUCUUUCAAUGCUAGUAGUAGCCAUCAUCAUCAUCAUAUCCAUUCUACGAAUAAUUCCAAUUCGACUCAUAGAGUAUUUAGUGUUAAUAACCAAAAAAUUAUCACUGCAAAUAUGAAGCAUAGUUAUACUGGUUAUAACCCAUAUAUGUUGAAUUAUUUGCAUAAUGUCGAAUUUGAACCCACGUUAGAGAGCUUUUCAGAAUUUGGUAAUAUCGUAAAAUCUUCGAAAGCAACUACAUCAGAUAGUAGUAUUUGGAAACCACAAGGCAUAUGCGUAGCGCAUAUUAAUACAAAUAAUAGCGAUGGUGACAUUUAUGGAGUAAACUGCAUAUCUGUUGGUCCAACUUCAGAGUUUUUUAUAACUGGGUCCGAAGAUGGAAUAUUGAGAGUUUGGGAUACUUUAAAGUUAGAAAAGAAUAUCGCCGUUAAACGUGAAAGUCUUUCUAUCAAAUUAGAGUCAUCAAUUGUUGGUAUUAAAUUUAUUCCAAAUAGAUUUGUAUUUCUGGUAAUUACUACUGAUGGAAAAUUAAGAUUGUUUAGAAUUGAUGUUUCACGGGGAAAGAACAAAAGAAUUACCAAAUAUACAAGACUUGCCUUGAUUAGACAUUAUAGUUUGGAUGUUACAGAGGAUGGCUAUUUAACAAGUAUUGAAUAUUGUAUUUCUCUGAAGCAUGCUUGGAUUGUUGGUAUUACAUCUAAUUCCAAAAUCAUAGGAUUUGAAAUCAUCAAGAUGGAAGUUGAAUUUAAUUUGCAAAAUCCUGUAAUGCUUGGUGUAAAUACAUCAUACAUAAUUGACCACAAGGCAGCGUGGUUGUUAGUGGGUACGGAUAAGGGUAAUUUAUGUCUAUGGGACUUAAGAUUUAGAACGCUAGUCAACUCCUGGAAAUUGAAUACAAACAAUAAAUCUGAUAAUCUGUCUGCAAUAAAGAAAUUGAUUUUGAUGCCAAAUGAUUUUAAUCUAGAUGUAAAACUGGAAAAUACUUCUUACUUUGCAAUGAUUGGUGGUACCAACGAGUCAGAUAUUUCUCUUUGGGAGAUUCCGAGCUUUGAAUGCCGUGAAGCGUUUAGUUCGAGUGCAAUUAACCCAAAAGUCAAGUUGUUUUCAUUGGAUAAAAUUGAAGUUACCAAAGAGCCAGAAAUUGAUGCCAUUGUAUCGGACUUAAAUAUAGAUUUUGAUGCUGAUAAUAAUAAGGAUAAGAGUAUGACCGCAUUACUGUCAUUCAGAAGCAAUACAAGGGACUAUUUUGCAUGUGCAACUUGGGAUAGAAGGAUUAUCCUUUGGAAUAUUUUUGACACAGCAGAAUCCGUCUCUCUCAAUAAUAUGCAUGCAACAACUUUCAAUAAGUCUAAGGUUAAUCUGACACUUCAAUUGAAUUAUGAAAGAGUUAGCUUAGAUAAGAGGCUGGAUGAUCUAACUACUUUGAAUAAUAUUGCUAGUCAACAAUUUGACUCUGUCAGGAUGCAUCAAGAUGUUAUAACCGAUGUAGGUGUAGUCACUAGACCGUUUGAAAUGAUUGUUUCUGCAGAUAGAAAUGGCUUCAUUAACUUAUAUAAGUAA
Molecule: messenger RNA, 4581 nt
Organism: Debaryomyces hansenii CBS767
Lineage: Eukaryota; Fungi; Ascomycota; Pichiomycetes; Serinales; Debaryomycetaceae
Gene: VPS15
Product: ubiquitin-binding serine/threonine protein kinase
Exons: 1
Coding region: 1-4581 (1526 amino acids)
Biological process (GO): autophagy of peroxisome; protein targeting to vacuole; late endosome to vacuole transport
Cellular component (GO): phosphatidylinositol 3-kinase complex, class III, type I; nucleus-vacuole junction; phosphatidylinositol 3-kinase complex, class III, type II
Molecular function (GO): ATP binding; protein binding; protein serine/threonine kinase activity
Source: RefSeq, a predicted model, not a curated record